This is a messenger RNA of Cryptococcus wingfieldii CBS 7118, 873 nucleotides long. Its product is annotated as rossman fold oxidoreductase. The record is from RefSeq and is a predicted model, not a curated record. The transcript has 4 exons. Bases 1 to 873 code for a protein of 290 amino acids. Lineage: Eukaryota; Fungi; Basidiomycota; Tremellomycetes; Tremellales; Cryptococcaceae.
AUGUCUGUUGCGGUCGUUCAAGGCGCAUCUGGGGGGCUUGGCGCAUCUCUCACCCGUCAUAUCCUGCGCCACACGAACCUCUCAGUAUAUGCUCUUACCCAGCAGCCCUCUGCAUCCAGACUCGAAGACACCAUACUGGACUUUCUCCCUUCUGGAGUAGGAGACAAGGGCAAGCUAUCGACAUCGGAGAGAUUGACAGUGGUCGAUAGCGUGGACAUCAGAGAGGAGGACGGGUUGGAGAGAGCAAAGGGGCUAGUCAAGGAGAGAGAAGGAGAAGGGAGUGUCAGGCUGGUGGUGUGUCUCGCUGGAAUUCUCAAAGCCGAGAAAUCACUCGCUGGCAUCAACCUCCAGGACGCCCUCAAUUCUUUCCAAAUCAACACUCUAGGUCACCUGAUGACCUAUAAGCACUUUGUUCCUUUGAUUCCCAGCAAAAAGGCUUUUAAAGAGCUCAAAGGUGGAUGGGGAGAGGAGGGCGAUCCGGCAAAGGGGUUGAUGGGAAGUGGGCAUUCGAUCUGCUGUUCGCUCAGUGCGAGGGUGGGGAGUAUUGGAGACAACGAGAGAGGAGGCUGGUAUUCUUAUCGAGCCUCAAAAGCCGCUGUGAACCAAAUAAUACGGACGCUGGACCACGAACUCAUCAACAAAUCAUCCUCCGGAAUAGCAUACGGCUACCACCCCGGAACAGUCCUUACCCCAUUCACAGCACCCAUUAUCGGCAACCCUUCUCCCGACGCGUCCCAGGGCAGGUUCGAUGUCGAUCAAGCCAUAGUGCAUCUGACAGAUGUGAUGGGCAAGGUCCAAAGAGGUGCAGAAGGGGAAGAGGGAGAGUGGGGAGGGAGGUGUUGGGAUUGGAAGGGCAAAAGGAUCGAGUGGUAG